Odobenus rosmarus divergens (Pacific walrus) is the source of this 4073-nucleotide messenger RNA. It is a transcript of the gene DPP8, whose product is annotated as dipeptidyl-peptidase 8. The transcript has 21 exons. Lineage: Eukaryota; Metazoa; Chordata; Mammalia; Carnivora; Odobenidae. The record is from RefSeq and is a predicted model, not a curated record. Gene Ontology annotation, molecular function: serine-type peptidase activity; dipeptidyl-peptidase activity. Gene Ontology annotation, biological process: proteolysis. The coding region runs from base 168 to 2864 and encodes 898 amino acids.
AUUCCGAUUCCACCAACGUUCACUGGGCACCCCCUGAGCGCUGGGUGCUGGCCUCCGGACUUCCACGAGUGGAUGGUGAGAAAAGGAAAGACUCCUGUGAGAAGAGAGCAAGAUGAGCGGAGGGAUCUAUGCUUGAAGUUGAGUCACUUGAAAAAAGAUCUCUUUGAAUGUGGAAGAGAUCUGAGCAGAUGAAAAUACAAUCAGGAAAAUGCAACAUGGCAGCAGCGAUGGAAACAGAACAGCUGGGUGUUGAGAUCUUUGAAACUGCAGAUUGUGAGGAGAAUAUUGAAUCACAGGAUCGGCCUAAAUUGGAGCCAUUUUAUGUUGAGCGAUAUUCCUGGAGUCAGCUUAAAAAGCUCCUUGCUGAUACCAGAAAAUAUCAUGGCUACAUGAUGGCGAAGGCACCACAUGAUUUUAUGUUUGUGAAGAGGAAUGAUCUAGAUGGGCCUCAUUCAGACAGGAUAUAUUACCUUGCUAUGUCUGGUGAGAACAGAGAAAAUACAUUGUUUUAUUCUGAAAUUCCCAAAACCAUCAACAGAGCAGCAGUCUUAAUGCUCUCUUGGAAGCCUCUUUUGGAUCUUUUUCAGGCAACACUGGACUAUGGAAUGUAUUCUCGAGAAGAAGAACUAUUAAGAGAAAGAAAACGCAUUGGAACUGUUGGAAUUGCUUCCUAUGAUUAUCACCAAGGAAGUGGAACAUUUCUAUUUCAAGCUGGUAGUGGAAUUUAUCAUGUAAAAGAUGGAGGGCCACAAGGAUUUACUCAACAGCCCUUACGGCCGAAUUUAGUAGAGACUAGUUGUCCCAACAUUCGCAUGGAUCCCAAAUUAUGCCCAGCUGAUCCAGACUGGAUUGCUUUUAUACACAGCAGUGAUAUUUGGAUAUCCAACAUUGUAACCAGAGAAGAAAGGAGGCUCACCUAUGUGCACAAUGAGCUAGCCAACAUGGAAGAAGAUCCCAGAUCAGCUGGAGUUGCUACCUUUGUUCUUCAAGAAGAAUUUGAUAGAUAUUCUGGCUACUGGUGGUGUCCAGAAGCUGAAACAACUCCCAGUGGCAGCAAAAUUCUGAGAAUUCUAUAUGAAGAAAAUGAUGAAUCUGAGGUGGAAAUUAUUCAUGUUACAUCCCCUAUGUUGGAAACAAGGAGGGCAGAUUCAUUCCGUUAUCCUAAAACAGGCACAGCAAAUCCAAAAGUCACCUUUAAGAUGUCAGAAAUAAUGAUUGAUGCUGAAGGAAGGAUUAUCGAUGUCAUAGAUAAGGAACUAAUUCAACCUUUUGAGAUUCUGUUUGAAGGAGUUGAAUAUAUUGCCAGAGCUGGAUGGACUCCAGAGGGAAAAUAUGCUUGGUCCAUUCUACUAGAUCGCUCCCAAACUCGCCUACAGAUAGUGUUGAUCUCACCUGAAUUAUUUAUCCCAGUAGAAGAUGAUGCCAUGGAAAGACAGAGACUCAUCGAGUCGGUGCCUGACUCCGUGACACCACUAAUUAUCUAUGAAGAAACAACAGACAUCUGGAUAAAUAUCCAUGACAUCUUUCAUGUUUUUCCCCAAAGUCAUGAAGAUGAAAUUGAAUUUAUUUUUGCCUCUGAAUGCAAAACAGGUUUCCGUCAUUUAUACAAAAUCACAUCCAUUUUAAAGGAGAGCAAAUAUAAACGAUCCAGUGGUGGGCUGCCUGCCCCAAGUGAUUUCAAGUGUCCUGUCAAAGAGGAAAUAGCAAUUACCAGUGGUGAAUGGGAAGUUCUUGGCCGGCAUGGAUCUAAUAUCCAGGUUGAUGAAGUCAGGAAGCUGGUAUAUUUUGAAGGCACCAAGGACUCUCCUUUGGAACAUCACCUAUACGUGGUCAGUUAUGUAAACCCUGGAGAGGUGACAAGGCUGACUGACCGUGGCUAUUCCCACUCUUGCUGCAUCAGUCAGCAUUGUGACUUCUUUAUAAGUAAAUAUAGUAACCAGAAGAAUCCACACUGUGUGUCCCUUUACAAGCUUUCAAGUCCUGAAGAUGACCCAGCUUGCAAAACAAAGGAAUUUUGGGCCACCAUUUUGGAUUCAGCAGGUCCUCUUCCUGACUACACCCCUCCAGAGAUUUUCUCUUUUGAAAGUACUACUGGAUUUACAUUGUAUGGGAUGCUGUACAAACCUCAUGAUCUACAGCCUGGAAAGAAGUACCCCACUGUGCUGUUCAUAUAUGGUGGUCCUCAGGUGCAGUUGGUGAAUAAUCGGUUUAAAGGAGUCAAGUAUUUCCGCUUGAAUACCCUAGCCUCUCUGGGUUAUGUGGUUGUAGUGAUAGACAACAGGGGAUCCUGUCACCGAGGGCUUAAAUUUGAAGGCGCCUUUAAAUACAAAAUGGGUCAAAUAGAAAUUGACGAUCAGGUGGAAGGACUCCAAUAUCUAGCUUCUCAAUAUGAUUUCAUUGACUUAGAUCGUGUGGGCAUCCAUGGCUGGUCCUAUGGAGGAUACCUGUCCCUGAUGGCAUUAAUGCAGAGGUCAGAUAUCUUCAGGGUUGCUAUUGCUGGGGCCCCAGUUACUCUGUGGAUCUUCUAUGAUACAGGUUACACAGAACGUUAUAUGGGCCACCCUGACCAAAAUGAACAGGGCUAUUACUUAGGAUCUGUGGCCAUGCAAGCAGAAAAGUUUCCCUCUGAACCAAAUCGUUUACUACUUUUACAUGGAUUCUUGGAUGAGAAUGUCCAUUUUGCACACACCAGUAUAUUACUGAGUUUUUUAGUGAGGGCUGGAAAGCCAUAUGAUUUACAGAUCUAUCCUCAGGAGAGACACAGCAUAAGAGUCCCUGAAUCUGGAGAACAUUAUGAACUGCAUCUUUUGCACUACCUUCAAGAAAACCUUGGAUCGCGUAUUGCUGCUCUGAAAGUGAUAUAAUUUUGACCUGUGUAGAACUCUGGUAUACACUGGCUGUUUAACCAAAUGAGGAGGUUUAAUCGAUAGAAAACAUGGAAUUGAUCAUCACAUUUUGGUACCUGCCACAUAACAUCUACUUCUGAAAGUAUAUUUGGUGCCAUUGCAGGCAUCUACAGCUUGUGGGUAGUAAUCUAAUACCUUAACCAUACACAUACAAAAUUGAACGACAUAUUUCUAAAGGACCCAGCAAUACCAUGAGAAUUACUGAAAGAAAUAAGACAUUAGCACCAUGUAUCCAUACUACCUUAUUUUCACUUCUUAAUAGCAUUAUAAACCUCAUGGACUUAAUUAGUGUAUUUUUACAGUAUACUUCUGAGUUUGUUAAAAUAUGAUGAUAUUAGUGAUUGGUUUGGUUCAAUUCCAGAAACUCUGACUAGUUACAGAUUUGAUAGCACUUAAACGUAAUUGAAUAGCUUACGCUUCAUUGCUUGGGGUGUAUCCAGCAUGUUAUGAACUAAUCACUAUUAAACCUAUGACUUAACCAGUCAUUAAUGAUUUUUCAAGGAUAAUUUAGUGGCCUCCUAAAAACACUUAUUUUGUUUCACUCAAGCUCUGACCAAUUUUAGCCAAUUUCAGCUGUAUCUAGUAUAAAUAGUUUUCUCUGAUGAUAUGACAGAGUGGGUUUUUCCUUUCAUAAAAAGGCAAGUAACUGUACAUGUAGCAUGGUUUAAUUAGUCUUAUAAUAUUGAUAAUUACAGGCAGAAAAAUUUUAAUCAAAUGGUUAGAGCUUAAAUAUUUGCAGGCAAUUUCUUCUCCUUUAAGAAAAGAGAAAAGUACGCAUUAACUUGUACUCUUCAGAAAAUUUAGUGGGGCCAGUUUCCAUUGGGUAUUUCCUUACUGAAAUGUUCCAGAGUUCUAGGGUGAUGGAAGGGAAUCAUGGUAGGGUGGGAGAUACCGGGAGUGGUUAAUGACAGGGAGAAGAAAAGGAGAGGAUCUGCUUAAGAACUAAGUAGAAGUAAAAUUUGACCAAAAAUCCUCAUGAAAAAGUUAGGGGGGUGAAAUUUAAACUGCUAGAAUGUUAGUUAAGGAAACCAGAAUGAAGAAUCACUGUCUUGCCAACACAGUUACAGACUAACAUUAUUCAGGGAGGAAAAGUUCCUUAUUUUUCUAAUUCUCAUUUUUUGUUACUUUCAUCUUAAUUUUGGUAACCUUACAAAUUUAAACAUUUUA